AAGAGCUCUUCACUCCUAGUACCCUUCAGAUGUACCUAGUCCCUUAGCAAUGCCCCCACUCGCCCCACUCUCUCUUCUCCUCCUCCUCCUCUCUCUCCUCUUCCCCACCGCCAAGACCGCCACCACCAAGAUCCCUGCAACUCAAACUCCAAACACCCUAAACCUCACAAUCGUCAACAACUGCGCCUUCACUAUUUGGCCGUCCAUUGAACCCAACCAAGGCAGCUCCCAAAUCAUCACAGGCAACCAACAAACAUUUUAUCUCAAAACCCUCCAGAUCGAAUCCUUCGCCAUGCCCGCUGCCCCCUGGUCUGGCCGUGUGUAUGCCCGCACGGGCUGCAACCCCGCCCCCACCGCCUGUGCCACCGGCAACAAGCCACCCUUCACCAUCGCCCAGUUCUCUAUCAACCCCACCAACCCCAACACCAAUUCCGCCUAUUCGGUGAGCCUGGUGGACGGAUUUAACCUCCCUAUGACGGUGACUCCUCACGGCGGGGCAGGCAACUGCCCUGUGGUGGGAUGCAGGCACGAUUUGUUGAAGACAUGCCCUGCCCAGCUGGUGGUCAGAGGCGAUGGCAGCCGCGUGGUGGCCUGCAAGAGUGCAUGCGAGGCUUUCCAGAAUGAUGAGUACUGUUGCAGGGGAGCCUUUGCAGGGCAGGGGAAAUGCAAGCCUUCAUCUUAUUCGGAGGGGUUCAAGAGCGUUUGCCCUGAUACCUAUACUUUCCCUGCCGAUAACCCUUUUGCCAAGGAUGAAUGCAAGGCCCCCAUUGAGCUCAAGGUCAUCUUUUGUCACUAAAUUCAUGGAUGCCUACUACUUCAGCUGCUGUUUCUCUCUCUACUAGAGUGACUACUGCUAGAACUGAAGUCUCUCUUUCUCUCUCUUAAAACUCUCUCUUUUCUGCUAUUUCCUAAGGCAUGUAAUUGUGGUGUCUUUAGUUUUUUGUUUCAUUUGUCCUUUGUUUUUGUUGCAUUAUUAGUGUUAACCGUGCCAACCAGGACACCUUGAGAAACGGGUUAUGAAUUUGGAAUGUUUUGCUUUGCCUU
This is a messenger RNA of Amborella trichopoda, 1044 nucleotides long. Its product is annotated as osmotin-like protein. NCBI's taxonomy places the organism in Eukaryota, Viridiplantae, Streptophyta, Magnoliopsida, Amborellales, Amborellaceae. The record is from RefSeq and is a predicted model, not a curated record.